UUCAAAUCUUGCAUUGGCUCUCAGGCUCAGCUAAUGCAAAUCUGUUCAUCCCCCUUUACCUUUCUGAUUUCCACUCUAUUGAUUUAAGGAAAUUAGGGUUUUUGAACGUGUCCUAAUUCAAAAUCCUAAAAGAUGGCGCCUCUGACUUGCACCAAACUGUCUUUAAUCACCAUAGCCGGAGUCGUAACUCAAGUCAUCGGCCUUUCCUUUUUCGUCUUCGGCUUUUUCCCGGUAAAACCGGCUCUUCCCGGCACCAGUGGUUCGGAGAGUUUUUACGUGCCAGCAUGCGACUUCGUUAGCAAUCAAAGCGACACGACCUUGCCGUCCGAUCAACUCAAAUCAUUAUAUCAAGAAUUGUCGGGGAUCCCUCCUUCGUUUGAUAGACUUAUUUUAAUGAUUGUAGACGGUCUUCCAGCAGAAUUCGUGCUUGGAAAAGAUGGGAAACCGCCUAAUAAGCAAUUUAAGGAGGCAAUGCCUUAUACUCAGUCAUUGCUAGCCAGUGGAUCGGCUAUUGGUUACCAUGCUAAGGCUGCCCCUCCUACUGUAACAAUGCCUCGAUUAAAGGCUAUGGUCUCUGGUGCAAUUGGUGGAUUCUUGGAUGUAGCAUUCAAUUUUAACACACAGGCUAUGACAGAUGACAAUCUUCUUGGUCAGUUUUUCAAGAUUGGCUGGAAAAUGGUGAUGCUCGGUGAUGAAACAUGGCUUAAGUUGUUUCCUGGGUUAUUCAAAAGGCAUGAUGGUGUUAGCAGCUUCUAUGUGAAGGAUACUGUGCAAGUAGAUCAAAAUGUUUCGCGACAUUUGGGAGAUGAACUUAGUAAAGAUGACUGGGAUCUUUUGAUUCUGCACUAUCUAGGAUUGGAUCAUGUUGGACAUAUUGGUGGGCGGAACAGUGUAUUGAUGGCCCCAAAAAUGAAGGAGAUGGAUGAGGUGGUGAAGUUGAUCCAUUCAAGUAUUAAUCAAUCCCAAGGAAAUGGCCUAGGGCGGACACUUUUGAUGAUAGUAAGUGAUCAUGGCAUGACAGAAAAUGGUAAUCAUGGGGGUUCUACAUAUGAAGAAACUGACACAUUAGCUCUUUUUAUUGGUCUGAGGAAUCAUGUCUUUGACUAUGCAUCAGUCAUCAACCAGAUUGACAUUGCACCAACCUUGGCUCUUUUGUUUGGCGUGCCAAUUCCUAAAAACAAUGUUGGUGUUCUUAUUAGAGAGGCUUUUGAUUCUCUAAAAGAAGACAAACAUCUGAGGGCCCUGGAGUUGAAUUCUUGGCAGUUGCUGAGAUUGCUGCAAGCUCAGUUAUCAGGUUUACCAUGCAGAAAUUUCCCCUGUGAUGCAUUUUAUGAUCAUCAGAGUUCAGGUUCUACUGACUGCAAUCAUGAGACAGAAGAUAUGCUUUGUUGCUUGUAUAUGGAAGCGACAACUCUAUACACCUCCUGGAAGUCUAAGAGAGGCUUUGAGUCUGCUAGCAACAGAGAUUACAGCAGCGCUGCAGCAGCAUAUUACAAGUUUCUCAAAUCUGCAAGUGAGUGGUUAUCACGAAGAUCUACUGAUAAACCUGUUAAACUACUUGCACUUGGACUGGCUACAAUAUUCGUCUCAACUGUAAUAUUAUCAAGCCUGAUGUUUUGUCGGCUCAGAGAAAUUUACCAUGGAGGAAAGCAACAGUCUUUGAACUUAAAUGAUAGCAUGAAUGAUUGGUCUUUGGAUGAGACAUUCAUUCUCAGUGUUAUCUUGAUCCUUGUUUCAAGUAUGACAUCAAGUUCUAUGGUAGAGGAAGAGCAUUACAUAUGGUAUUUUCUGAUAUCCACAUUCUAUCUCUUAUUACUCCGUAAAACAGCACAGUCCCUUUGUGCUGUUCGUUUUCAGAGUUCUUGUUUCACACAAAAUGGACAAAGUAGAGAAGGUUACUUUAGAAUGUGUUUCGUCUUCCUGCUGCUUACCUCUGGAAGGGUUUUGAGAGGCUGGCAUCAAGGUGGCGUAAACUGGACUAGUCUUCCUGACAUUUCUAAAUGGCUUGAACAGGCUGGGAGCCAACAUGUGAAAUCACUUCAGCUAAUAUCUGCCUUUCUGGUGAUUAGCAUAGGUUUAUUUGCUUUAUUUUCAAUAGAAUCCAAGGGAAAAUGUUUCCAGAUGGUCAGACUUAGCUUUCUGAUAUCUGGAUUGUUGGUUUUGCUGCAUAUCACAAAAUACCAGGAUUAUACAUUUUCAUCCACUAAUUAUGGUGCUACCUUAUUGGUACAAAUAAUCUAUGCAAUUCUUGGUGUUGCAACUAUCGGGACUGUUGUAGCCUUGCCAUGGGUUAUUCCUUUCUCAACCUCCAAGAUUUGCCCAACUGAUAAUACCAUUUCACCUCUUUUUCUUAGCAUUCAUGAGAAAUUCCCAUUAGUGGAAUUAAGGGAUUCUUUAUAUGUGAUUGGAUGGGCAUACGUACUAUGUUGGUGUCUUCUGCAGCUUUUACUUCAACAACCAAUCAACACAACACCCAUAUUAUUGCUUCUUUUGCAAAUUUUGGCCGGCACACUCUAUUUUGCUAGAAGUGGAACACAUCAUAAAGAAUGGGUAGAGAUUGCAGCAUUUUACUACUUGGGAAUGGCUAGUCAUUUUGCUCUAGGAAAUACCAACACACUAGCUACUAUUGAUGUUGCUGGAGCUUUCAUUUGUUGUACUUGUUGCAAGGGUAUCUCAAGUCACUCGACAUUGCUUUCUGGCAUUCUAAUGUUUAUUAUCACCUACGCGUCACCCAUGUUUAUUCUUCUUAGCCUUGUAAUGUACAUCUCUAUGAAAAACAUGGCCCAUCUUGUAAUUCCUGAGAAAGCAGGUCCUGGAGAUCAUCUCAUGAUGAUGCUGGGUUUUUCAUGCCUCGUACCGCUGGUCAUAAAUUCAAUUCUCUUGACCGCAUACACGGUUGUAUUGCUGUUAAUGCAGAAUCACUUAUUUGUUUGGAGUGUUUUCUCACCCAAGUACUUGUAUGUUUGUGCUACAGCCGUAUGCACUUAUAUUGGCGUCUUUAUCGUUGCCGCAACAGGAUUUUAUGCUUAUUUUGUACUGGUCACGCGGAAGCAGAAACCAUACUCUUGUUAGCAACAAGCCAACAACACUAAAUAGUCAAUAGCGAAUGCAGCAACUAGCAAACUGAUUUUGCAUUCUUCCAAACGAACGGCAGUGAUUGAAGUUGAGUUAAUCCUUGUAGGUUUCAGUUAAUUUCUUUUAUAUUUGAUUCUGUAAACUUCUUGGAUGUAAUCUUGCUUGCAUAAGAUACUGGAAGCAAUUUCUGCUAGAAUGUAACUUUACAGGGGAAAGAAUCAUGUUUGGGUCAAAUGAAGGGGUGAGUUUUUUGAA
Molecule: messenger RNA, 3330 nt
Organism: Gossypium raimondii (Peruvian cotton)
Lineage: Eukaryota; Viridiplantae; Streptophyta; Magnoliopsida; Malvales; Malvaceae
Product: GPI ethanolamine phosphate transferase 2
Exons: 17
Coding region: 133-3072 (979 amino acids)
Biological process (GO): GPI anchor biosynthetic process
Cellular component (GO): endoplasmic reticulum membrane
Source: RefSeq, a predicted model, not a curated record